Molecule: messenger RNA, 14316 nt
Organism: Lynx canadensis (Canada lynx)
Lineage: Eukaryota; Metazoa; Chordata; Mammalia; Carnivora; Felidae
Gene: CACNA1C
Product: calcium voltage-gated channel subunit alpha1 C
Exons: 49
Coding region: 466-7041 (2191 amino acids)
Biological process (GO): calcium ion import across plasma membrane
Cellular component (GO): voltage-gated calcium channel complex; membrane
Molecular function (GO): high voltage-gated calcium channel activity
Source: RefSeq, a predicted model, not a curated record
GCCGACAGGGGCCUCGAGGAGGACUCGCCACGAGCGGGCAGAGACGGUUCGGCCCCCUGCUGGCCCGGGCGGACCCCUCUCCCCCCGUCCAGGGGUCCGCUGCUCCCCCACUCCCCUCCUUUCCACCUCUUCUCGCUCUGCCUCUCUCGAUUUAUUUUUUCGAACGGUGUAGCCGCCAGAGGUGCGGUGCUAAAUUCUUGGAAGGGGCCCGGAUGUACUGAGGAUGCAUUACAAUUUCACAAAAGGAGGCAGUAGUGGAAAGGAGCAGUUUUUGGUGUUUGAUGCAAUAAUGGGAAUCAGGUAAUCCUCAGAAGGGAAGAAGAAAAUACUGCAGAUCCACGGCUUCCUUGAAUUUGCACGAAAGCCGCCGACCUCGGAGGAGGGAUUAAUCCAGACCCGCUUGGGGGUGUUUGGCCAUUUCUUCCUCUUUGUGGCUUCUUCUCCUUUUAAAACAAUUUUUGGUCAAUGGUCAAUGAGAACACGAGGAUGUACAUUCCAGAGGAAAACCACCAAGGUUCCAACUAUGGGAGCCCACGUGCAGCUCACGCCAACAUGAAUGCCAAUGCGGCUGCGGGGCUCGCCCCCGAGCACAUCCCAACGCCCGGGGCAGCCUUGUCCUGGCAGGCAGCCAUCGACGCGGCCCGGCAGGCUAAGCUGAUGGGCAGCGCUGGCAAUGCAACCAUCUCCACCAUCAGCUCCACACAGCGGAAGCGGCAGCAAUAUGGGAAACCCAAGAAGCAGGGCAGCACGACUGCCACACGCCCGCCCCGUGCCCUGCUCUGCCUGACUCUGAAGAACCCCAUCAGGAGGGCGUGCAUCAGCAUCGUCGAAUGGAAAUAUCCUUUACCAUUUGAAAUAAUUAUUUUACUGACUAUUUUUGCCAAUUGUGUGGCCUUAGCGAUCUAUAUUCCCUUUCCAGAAGAUGACUCCAAUGCCACCAAUUCCAACCUGGAACGAGUGGAAUAUCUCUUUCUCAUAAUUUUUACCGUGGAAGCGUUUUUAAAAGUAAUAGCCUAUGGACUUCUCUUUCACCCCAACGCUUACCUCCGCAAUGGCUGGAAUUUACUAGAUUUUAUAAUUGUGGUUGUAGGGCUUUUUAGUGCAAUUUUAGAACAAGCCACCAAAGCUGAUGGGGCAAAUGCUCUAGGAGGGAAAGGAGCUGGAUUUGAUGUGAAGGCACUGAGGGCAUUCCGCGUGCUGCGCCCCUUGCGGCUGGUGUCUGGAGUCCCAAGUCUCCAAGUCGUUCUGAAUUCCAUUAUCAAGGCCAUGGUCCCCCUGCUGCAUAUUGCCCUGUUAGUGCUAUUUGUCAUCAUCAUCUAUGCUAUCAUUGGCCUGGAGCUCUUCAUGGGAAAGAUGCAUAAGACCUGCUACAACCAGGAGGGCAUAGCAGAUGUUCCAGCAGAAGAUGAUCCUUCCCCUUGUGCUCUGGAGACUGGCCAUGGGCGGCAGUGCCAGAAUGGCACUGUGUGCAAGCCUGGCUGGGACGGGCCCAAGCACGGCAUCACCAACUUUGACAAUUUUGCCUUCGCCAUGUUGACAGUGUUCCAGUGCAUCACCAUGGAGGGCUGGACAGAUGUGCUAUACUGGGUCAAUGAUGCCGUAGGAAGGGACUGGCCCUGGAUCUAUUUUGUUACACUUAUCAUCAUAGGGUCAUUUUUUGUACUUAACUUGGUUCUCGGUGUUCUUAGCGGAGAGUUUUCCAAAGAGAGAGAGAAGGCCAAGGCUCGGGGAGACUUCCAGAAGCUGCGAGAGAAGCAGCAGCUGGAAGAGGACCUGAAGGGCUACCUGGACUGGAUCACCCAGGCAGAGGACAUCGACCCUGAGAAUGAGGAUGAAGGCAUGGAUGAGGAGAAGCCCCGAAACAUGAGCAUGCCCACAAGUGAGACCGAGUCUGUCAACACCGAAAACGUGGCUGGAGGUGACAUCGAGGGAGAGAACUGCGGGGCCAGGCUGGCCCAUCGGAUUUCCAAAUCAAAGUUCAGCCGCUACUGGCGUCGGUGGAAUCGGUUCUGCAGAAGAAAGUGUCGUGCUGCAGUCAAGUCUAAUGUCUUCUACUGGCUUGUGAUCUUCCUGGUGUUCCUCAACACACUCACCAUCGCCUCAGAACAUUACAACCAGCCCCACUGGCUCACGGAGGUCCAAGACACGGCCAACAAGGCACUACUGGCCCUUUUCACUGCGGAGAUGCUGCUAAAGAUGUACAGCCUGGGCCUGCAGGCCUACUUUGUGUCCCUCUUCAACCGCUUUGACUGCUUCAUCGUGUGUGGGGGCAUUCUGGAGACCAUCCUGGUGGAGACCAAGAUCAUGUCUCCCUUGGGCAUCUCUGUGCUGAGAUGUGUCCGGCUACUGCGGAUAUUUAAAAUUACAAGGUACUGGAACUCCUUAAGCAACCUGGUGGCAUCCUUGCUGAAUUCUGUGCGCUCCAUUGCCUCCCUGCUGCUACUCCUCUUCCUCUUCAUCAUCAUCUUCUCCCUCCUGGGGAUGCAGCUCUUUGGAGGAAAGUUCAACUUUGAUGAGAUGCAGACUCGGAGGAGCACAUUUGAUAACUUUCCUCAGUCCCUCCUCACCGUGUUUCAGAUCCUGACCGGGGAGGACUGGAAUUCGGUGAUGUAUGAUGGGAUCAUGGCUUAUGGCGGCCCCUCUUUUCCAGGGAUGUUAGUCUGUAUUUACUUCAUCAUCCUCUUCAUCUGUGGAAACUAUAUCCUACUGAAUGUGUUCUUGGCGAUUGCUGUGGACAACCUGGCUGAUGCUGAGAGCCUCACAUCUGCCCAAAAGGAGGAGGAAGAAGAGAAGGAGAGAAAGAAGCUGGCCAGGACUGCCAGCCCAGAGAAGAAGCAAGAGAUAAUGGAAAAGCCAGCUGUGGAGGAAACCAAGGAGGAGAAAAUUGAGCUGAAAUCCAUUACAGCUGAUGGAGAGUCCCCACCCACCACCAAGAUCAACAUGGAUGACCUCCAGCCCAAUGAAAAUGAAGAUAAGAGUCCCUACCCCAACCCAGAAAAUACAGGAGAAGACGAUGAAGAGGAGCCUGAGAUGCCUGUGGGCCCCCGCCCACGACCACUCUCUGAGCUGCACCUUAAGGAAAAGGCAGUGCCCAUGCCAGAAGCCAGUGCAUUUUUCAUCUUCAGCCCCAACAACAGAUUUCGCCUCCAGUGCCACCGCAUUGUCAAUGACACGAUCUUCACCAACCUGAUCCUCUUCUUCAUUCUGCUCAGCAGCAUUUCCCUGGCAGCUGAGGACCCUGUCCAGCACACCUCCUUCAGGAACCAUAUUCUGUUUUAUUUUGACAUUGUUUUCACUACCAUUUUCACCAUUGAAAUUGCUCUGAAGAUCCUAGGCAAUGCAGACUAUGUCUUCACUAGUAUCUUUACAUUAGAAAUUAUCCUUAAGAUGACUGCUUAUGGGGCUUUCCUACACAAGGGCUCUUUCUGCCGGAACUACUUCAACAUCUUGGACCUGCUGGUGGUCAGCGUGUCCCUCAUCUCCUUUGGCAUCCAGUCCAGUGCAAUUAAUGUGGUGAAGAUCUUGCGAGUUCUGCGAGUCCUCAGGCCCCUGAGGGCCAUCAACAGGGCCAAGGGGCUAAAGCACGUGGUCCAGUGCGUGUUUGUCGCCAUCCGGACCAUAGGGAAUAUCGUGAUUGUCACCACGCUGCUCCAGUUCAUGUUCGCCUGCAUCGGGGUCCAGCUUUUCAAGGGAAAGCUCUACACCUGUUCAGAUAGUUCCAAACAGACCGAGGCGGAAUGCAAGGGUAACUACAUCACAUACAAGGAUGGGGAAGUUGACCACCCCAUCAUCCAGCCUCGCAGCUGGGAAAACAGCAAGUUUGACUUUGACAAUGUUCUGGCAGCCAUGAUGGCCCUCUUUACUGUCUCCACCUUUGAGGGGUGGCCAGAGCUGCUGUACCGCUCCAUCGACUCCCACACAGAAGACAAGGGCCCCAUCUACAACUACCGCGUGGAGAUCUCCAUCUUUUUCAUCAUCUACAUCAUCAUCAUUGCCUUCUUCAUGAUGAACAUCUUCGUGGGUUUUGUCAUCGUCACCUUCCAGGAGCAGGGGGAGCAGGAAUACAAGAACUGUGAACUGGACAAGAACCAGCGACAGUGUGUGGAAUAUGCCCUUAAGGCCCGGCCCCUGCGGAGGUACAUCCCCAAAAACCAGCACCAGUACAAAGUGUGGUACGUGGUCAACUCCACCUACUUUGAAUACCUGAUGUUCGUCCUCAUCCUGCUCAACACCAUCUGCUUGGCAAUGCAGCACUAUGGCCAGAGCUGCCUAUUCAAAAUCGCCAUGAACAUCCUCAACAUGCUCUUCACUGGCCUCUUCACUGUGGAGAUGAUUCUGAAGCUCAUUGCCUUCAAACCCAAGGGUUACUUUAGUGAUCCCUGGAAUGUUUUUGACUUCCUCAUCGUAAUUGGCAGCAUAAUUGACGUCAUUCUCAGUGAAACUAAUCACUAUUUCUGUGAUGCAUGGAAUACAUUUGACGCCUUGAUUGUUGUGGGUAGCAUUGUUGAUAUAGCAAUCACCGAGGUAAACCCAGCUGAACAUACCCAAUGCUCUCCCUUUAUGAACGCAGAGGAGAACUCCCGCAUCUCCAUCACCUUCUUCCGCCUCUUCCGGGUCAUGCGCCUGGUCAAGCUGCUAAGCCGUGGGGAGGGCAUCCGGACCCUGCUGUGGACCUUCAUCAAGUCCUUCCAGGCUUUGCCCUAUGUGGCCCUUCUGAUAGUGAUGCUGUUCUUCAUCUACGCAGUGAUUGGGAUGCAGGUGUUUGGGAAAAUUGCCCUGAAUGACACCACAGAGAUCAACCGGAACAACAACUUUCAGACCUUCCCCCAAGCUGUGCUCCUUCUCUUCAGGUGUGCCACAGGGGAGGCAUGGCAAGACAUCAUGCUGGCCUGCAUGCCAGGGAAGAAGUGUGCCCCCGAGUCAGAGCCCAGCAACAGCACGGAAGGGGAAACGCCCUGUGGCAGCAGUUUUGCCGUCUUCUACUUCAUCAGCUUCUACAUGCUCUGUGCCUUCCUGAUCAUCAACCUCUUUGUAGCUGUCAUCAUGGACAACUUUGACUACCUGACAAGAGACUGGUCAAUCCUUGGUCCCCAUCAUCUGGAUGAAUUUAAAAGAAUCUGGGCAGAGUAUGAUCCUGAAGCUAAGGGUCGUAUCAAACACCUAGAUGUGGUGACCCUGCUCCGGCGGAUUCAGCCCCCACUGGGUUUUGGGAAGCUGUGCCCUCACCGCGUGGCUUGCAAACGCCUGGUCUCCAUGAACAUGCCUCUGAACAGUGAUGGGACUGUCAUGUUCAAUGCCACCCUGUUUGCCCUAGUCCGGACAGCCCUGCGGAUCAAAACAGAAGGGAACCUAGAACAAGCCAAUGAGGAGCUGCGGGCCAUAAUCAAGAAGAUCUGGAAGCGUACCAGCAUGAAGCUGCUAGACCAAGUGGUGCCCCCUGCAGGUGAUGAUGAGGUCACCGUUGGCAAGUUUUAUGCUACUUUCCUGAUCCAAGAGUACUUCCGGAAAUUCAAGAAGCGCAAAGAGCAGGGCCUUGUGGGCAAGCCUUCCCAAAGGAACGCCCUGUCCUUGCAGGCUGGCUUGCGCACGCUGCAUGACAUUGGGCCUGAGAUCCGACGGGCCAUCUCUGGAGAUCUGACAGCUGAGGAGGAGCUGGACAAGGCCAUGAAGGAGGCUGUGUCUGCUGCCUCCGAAGAUGACAUCUUCAGGAGGGCCGGUGGCCUGUUCGGCAACCACGUCAGCUACUACCAAAGCGACGGCCGGAGCGCCUUCCCCCAGACCUUCACCACCCAGCGCCCACUGCACAUCAACAAGGCGGGUAACAGCCAAGGCGACACCGAGUCGCCAUCCCACGAGAAACUGGUGGACUCCACCUUCACCCCCAGCAGCUACUCGUCCACUGGCUCCAACGCCAACAUCAACAAUGCCAACAACACUGCCCUGGGCCGCUUCCCCCGUCCCGCUGGCUACCCCAGCGCAGUCAGCACCGUGGAGGGCCAUGGGCCCCCCUUGUCUCCUGCUGUCCGGGUACAGGAGGCAGCAUGGAAGCUCAGCUCCAAGAGGUGCCACUCCCGGGAGAGCCAGAUAGCCAUGGUGUGUCAGGAGGAGGUCUCUCAGGACGAGACCUAUGACGUGAAGAUAAGUGAAGACACUGAGUACUGCAGCGAGCCCAGCCUGAUCUCCACAGAGAUGCUCUCCUAUCAGGAUGAUGAAAAUCGGCAAUUAACACCACCGGAGGAGGACAAGAGAGAUAUCCGGCAAUCUCCAAAGAGGGGCUUCCUCCGCUCUGCCUCACUAGGUCGAAGGGCCUCCUUCCACCUGGAAUGUCUGAAGCGACAGAAGAAUCAAGGGGGAGACAUCUCUCAGAAGACAGUCCUGCCCUUGCAUCUGGUUCAUCAUCAGGCAUUGGCGGUGGCAGGCCUGAGCCCCCUCCUCCAGAGAAGCCAUUCCCCCAGCACAUCCCCCAGGCCCUGUGCCACCCCACCAGCCACUCCAGGCAGCCGAGGCUGGCCCCCACAGCCUAUCCCCACCCUGCGGCUGGAGGGUGCCGAAUCCAACGAGAAACUCAACAGCAGCUUCCCGUCCAUCCACUGCAGCUCCUGGUCUGGGGAGCCCACACCCUGUGGUGGAGGUGGCAGCACCAUCCGGAGAGCCCGGCCAGUGUCCCUCACUGUGCCCGGCCAGGCUGGGGCCCAGGGCAGGCAGUUCCACGGCAGUGCCAGCAGCCUGGUAGAAGCGGUCUUGAUUUCAGAAGGACUGGGGCAGUUUGCUCAAGAUCCCAAGUUUAUUGAGGUCACAACCCAGGAGCUGGCUGACGCCUGUGACAUGACCAUAGAGGAGAUGGAGAACGCCGCAGACAACAUCCUCAGUGGGGGCGCCCAGCAGAGCCCCAAUGGCACCCUACUACCUUUCGUUAACUGCAGGGACCCAGGGCAGGACAGAGCAGAGGGCCAAGAGGGCGAGACCUGCGCGCCCACCCUGGCGUGUCGGAAGAGCGAGGAGGAGCUCCAGGACAGCAGAGCCCACGUCGGCAGCCUGUAGUAGCUAGGGCUGGGGAGACGCUGGGUUUUUUAUUUGUUUCAAUGUUCCUAAUGGGUUCGUUUCAGAAGUGCCUCACUGUUCUCGUGACCUGGAGUUAACCGGAACAGCGUCUUCAUUCAUUUCGUUGGGACAAGACGCAGAGUUGGGUGGUGGUGGAGAGCCAGUUUUUCGGGGGGCAUGGAAGGCAGCAAUCCCAGUUUGUGUUGUGUGCACAGAGGUAGAGUGGUGAGGAGGAGUGGAAGAAUCAGGGAGGGAGAGCAAGAGAAGAGACGUCUGCCCUCGCCUCCGGGCAUGAAAGAGAACCUCAGCUUCCUGCGGUAGCCCUCACCAAAAGGACCCUAUGUCAAACGGGUGUCAACUUUGCUUGUAAAAAAAAAAAAAAAAAAAAAAAAAAAAAAAUCAUUUUGCACAUAUUCUGUAUGAGCCUCACUGUCUCCAUAGAGCCAGGGCCCUGUGGAUUUGCAGAAGGAAGCAGGGGUAGGACUUCAGCGAGGACCCAGCCACAUCCCAGAGAGGGAGGAGGAACAGCAAGAGGCUGCAGGAGCUCGGGAACCCGGAGCGGCUGGCGGGGGGCGCGUGGCAGCCUCACCGGCAAGGCCCCGGCCACGCCCACUCGUCUGCGUCAGGCUCACCUAGCCUGCCCUGGGCUCCCAGCUCCAGAAUGGCGGCUGGGCCUGCGUUGGCGGGGAGGGGCAGCUGGCGCUGCCUGCCAGGGAAGGGGCAGCCAGUUCUUGACGCGACGAGGUGGUGCUGAGCUUCUGUUGAGCGCUCUUUUGUUUUGUGAUUUGACAUAUUUCUUGACAGCAUGUUGCAGUUUUCGUUUUUUUGGUUUUUAUUUUCAUUUUGUUUUCCCAGGGGGAGGGGAGGAAGAAGUGUUUACAAAGCUUUGUAGCCACCCACCUUACUGUUUUCACUUUUGCAAAUGUAAAUCGGGUUUGGUUUUACUGUAUUAUUUAAACGAUUGUGGUUUUCUUUUUCUACGGUGGGUUCUGUGGAGCCGCUGUAGUCCGAGUUUUACCAGCCAUUGUGUAUGCGCAAUAAUUUGUUAUAAUUUCCGUAGGUAGUAACAACAAUUUUUUGGGUUUGGUUUUAUAAUUUAAAGUAAUGCACUUGAUGUGGUCUUGCACAUAUGGGUGAUUGAGUUGGGUUCUUUUUAAUGCUGGGUGUAUCCGUGGGUGCCAGAGAGCGGAAGCACGGAUGAGAGAGUCUCUGUGAGUGUGUGUGCUACGUGUGUGUGUGUGUAGUGGGUUGUCUGGGCACAUGUCCUACGUGUGUAUGUGCACCCAUGCAGUGCGCCCAUGCGUGAAUGAGUGUGUCGCUCCCCCUUUCUGGUCUAACUGUGGGGAGAUCUGAAUCUGGGGCCAUUUGAAAGCAAAAACAAACCACUGUCUCUGCUUCUGAAACGGGAAUCAGUAACUCUUUGCAUUUUCUGUCCCACAAGAUAUGCAAAAACAAUGCAAUAAUAUUCAUUUUAAAAAUACAAUUGUGAGUUGUGUUGGCAUUAAAGCUGUAUUUAAAAAAAACAGAGAAAUUUAAGGGAAAAACUCAAGAAGGCGUUUUGCUUCGAUAUAUUCCGUGUAAUGUUUUAUUGCAUUGAUAAUGUUUCUGUUGAAGAAACUGUUAUACUUGAAUUCAGGUCAGUUUCAGUAUUUUACAAAUAUUUUUUUAAAACUGAAUUGCAAUUGUGCCAAGCGAAUAUAAUGAAUUGAAUUAAGUUUGUUUUUGAAUUCACUUCUUGUAUAUUUUGCUGCAUGUAAGUAAAUCAUUUUGUAUUUGAAGUGUGACAAGCUUUACCCUUGAACUCUGAAGUGCUUUUCUAUAUGUGGUUGGGGGAAAGGGAACGAAUAUUCUUUUAAUUUUUACAAUGAGCAGAGGUAUCACCAGUGUAAAUCAUUACCCCGCGAUCCACAAACAGGUUUGGACAUUACUGUUUUGCAUAUCUUGUGUUCGCUUCCAUUUCCCUCAAUUUUUCCAAAACUGUAUAAGUAUACUCGUACUACAUCUUGCUUUGAGAGACCAGGACAUGUCUUAUUCCUGUCUUCGUUCUAUCCACUCUGCUCCAGUUCUCUGAUUUGGACUUUCUCUAGGGACACUCCUUCACCAUGAGGGGACAUCACCAGGCUGGCGUCAACGUCCCCCAUGGGAGAAGUGGCUGGCUUUUCUGUUCACUUUCACCGCACGAACUUUCCUCAGUGGUUUCCUCAGGAAAGUGUACACUGACUUGAGAGGAUGGAACUAGAGUCGGGCUGGUUGGAGGGAAGGGAGUCCUCCCCCUGGCAACUGCUCUACCCAAACUCAGACGGCAGGGGCCAGAGAACAGCAACCAGGUAAAAAUCUUUGUCCAUCCAAACGUCAGCUCUGUCUUAUUCACUUCAUCUCUUCCUCUCUGGAGCAGGAUUUCUUCCAGACCCACCCUCGUGUGUGUGGCAGCCAUGGAAGGGACCAGGACUGGGGAGGACGUGUCAGGAGUUCACAGUGAUAGUGGAACCAGAGACUUUGUGGGAGCAUCUCUUAUGCCCGUUUGUGUCUACCUAGAACAUCAUCCUAUUGGUGCUGUUUCCUUCAAAUAGAGUUCAACAAUGAUGGUUGAAAAGGAAGUGAUUUGGGGAAAACAGGACCCAACCAUUCAUCCAGGAUUUACUCAUUGAAUGUCUUCUGGUCCCAGUGUGCUCUCAGCCCUUAUAUAAGCAGCCUAGAAAUUAAAGUUGGAGAAAGUCCACUACCCCAAUGAAGAUGAAUUUCACUUUCAAGGACUGAUUCAUGAAAAAGUGGAGAAAUGUGCCAGAUACUCCCAGGUUAACUUACUGUCUAGAAGCAGGAGGGUUUCUUCCUGUUUCUCCAAGCCCAACCCAUCCAAACAUUUUUGGUUUGUUUUCAGUGCUGUGAAGGCCUUCUAGAAAUUAGGUGUCAUCCUUUGUCUAGUUUCCCAAGAUGUCUGCCACUGUGCUGCUAAGAUUUUAAUUAUGAUGGAGAGGGGUGCCCUUUUGGAUUAAUACCUGGUUCUUGCUGUACGUUUGGUCCCUGGAUAGAAAUUUGGAAUCUUAAUUGACUACAUGCACACAAACACACACACAACAUACACACUCAGACUUCCUGCUGCUUUUUUCCUUUUAGACUUCUUCUGCAUCACCAAAUCUCAUUAGCCGGCUGCAGGCCGGGCUCAUGCCAGCUACCCCCAGGGCCGUACCUAAGUAUGCCCCUUACCCUUCACCACUCAUGCCUACAAGGUCCCUUCUUCUUUAUAGUCAUCUCUGUCAGAAGACCAGCUAGCCUUGCACCCUAUAGGGACAAUGUCAGCAGUGACAAGGGCAUCUGGCCCUAUGCCUCUAUGAAGGAAAGGAGUUUCAUAUGGGAGUUCCCUGUCUAGAGCCAUGAGUCUUUCUGGCAUGACCUCAUGGUCAAUUGGUAAAGGGCUGACAUAAGAUACUUGUCAUCAUGACAGACUGGUUAAAUCAGUCAUGAAAUCCUGAACCUCGUCCAUUAGAUGUUUACCCUCCACCUAGAGCAGAACUUACCCCAUGACCUUGUAAAACAUAACUGUCAAAUCUUCUGAGAACCCUUAAGUGGCAGGAGAAAGCUGCUAAUGGCUGAGGACCAACAGGACUUGAAGAAGUGCAAUGUAAGUUCUGGGGGCGGUGAACGCGAUUUUUAUUUGUCCUCUGAAUGGCCCAGACUCUUUUAUUUCCACACUUUGGCUUUUUAGUAGUCAUGUGUGUGAUUUUCAGUUGUCUCCUUUCUGUUUCUAGAAAGCUCUUUUUGGUCUUGAGCAGAAAGAGAAGAAUAUUUUCCUAGAUUUUGGCUUGAUCCAUGAAUUUUUCUCUGCUUUGCUUCACAGGCAAUUAGUUAUAGUCCCUCCCCUCACCUUCUAAGUCUGACAGGCUGCCCUCUGACUGGGAGGUCCAAGGACAAAGGAACAAGGCUUCCUUACUCUGUCUUUAUCCUAUGACGCUGCUUCCAAAUCUCAGGGGCUUGUCUGGAGAGAAGCUAUCAUUUUCUCACAGCCAUUUUCCUUCCAGAACUUUUCCUGAUCAUUCACUUAAAGAUAGUAAGGCAACCACAGGAGAAGUGUACCUUUCAAUGCCUAAUAUCUUUCUGAGAAAUAAGAACACCCUGAAAAUGAAGAGUUUGGAAGGUAUCAAAAGGGUUUCAUAGAAGCCCGUUGACAUAUGCCCAUCAUUCCUAAAGGUCAAGAUAUGUAGCAAGAACCUAGUUCAGGCAUACAAAAUAACCCUGGUAGUCAGGUUUUUAGCCUCAUCAAAGUACAAUUAUAAAUGUUGCUAAGGAGGAUGAAAGCAUCUCAAUCCUGAGGGACCUAGAAAAAAAAUGAAGUAUCAUUGUCUAAGAGUUAGAAACUAUUUAGCAAAGAGACCAGAAAAGGGCAAUCUGGUUUCGAGAAGACUCAUUUAAGCCCCAAGUUAGUAAAAAAAAAAUAAUAAAUAAAAUAAAAAUAAACAAAAAAAAUAAACAAAAAAAGACAUGGCUCUGGUCAGGGGAAAGUAUUGGCACAGAGAGAACAGGAAGGGAAAUGGGCCAAAACAAAGGGUAUGUCUUGACUCUUUAUGCAUCUGUCCCCAUUUUAUGGAAAGAAGUGUCCAGUUCAACCACCCACAAUGGCAAGAACAGGGGAGAGGCUAAUGCCUCAAGGAUCAACUUUAGAAAAAGAGAAAACUAAAGUUUCCAUCUGGCAUUGUUUUCCCAAACUGGCUAGAUGUGGGGUAUCUGCCACACUAUCUUUCCUCUCUGCUGGUGUCCCUCCCCUUGUAUUAGCCAGUAUGCCACCUGAAACUGACUCUAGUCAGUUGGAAGGUAUGAAGGGAGGCCUAAUGUCACUCACGGCGAAGCUCCUGGUCACCACAUCAGGGUUCCCCAUCAGCUCCCUCUGAGGAGACACAAGGAAAAGAGACAAGGGAACGAAGUGUCCUACAACUGUAAGGGAGAGAGAGGGCCUCUUUUCCAUUCCCCAAGCCAUUCUCUCUAUUCCAGCUUCCUGCCCAACCCCACUUUUUCCUUCUCCCCACCCCCCAGUCUAGUCAACAGAAGAGUUGAGAGGAGUCCAAUGUGCAGAUUCUUACAUAGUUUCUUUGUGAAACUAGUUCUGGUUUUAACUUUAUUUUUUUUUAUUUCAAAGCAAUGAAACUUUGCUUUGAAGCCAGAUACCAAUAGAACAGGUGGUUUCUGCCAGACUUCCACAUGGUUGGGGAGAUAUUUGAACACCACACACACACACACACACACUUCCUUAAGGAACAGGUGCUAGUGAAGGGGUUGAGCUCUGCACACAUGAUAUUGUCCUCCCAGAGGACUGAGCACUGUGUAGAGAGAAAUGGAGAGAGAACCAGAAUAACUUCCUUGGGUAGAAAUAGUGUCAUCUGAACCUAUUAUUACUGUGAACUAAAUAUUAUCUAUAUUGAGAAAUACUACUACUUCUAAAAUCAAGACUUUUCCCUCACAUGAUUUUAAGAGUCUUGCUCCACAGCAGAUGCAGUGGUAUAGACCCUUUGGCCCUUUGGCUCUCCAGUAUUCUAGAAAAGCCUUUUGAUGGGUCUCUGAAAGGGAAUUAGAGAUUGCCAGAAGGAUAUAUUGAGCUGAGUUGAACAAAUCUAUUCAACACUGAGAGCAGAGUCAGAGUUGGGACUGUCCACAAAAAUCCCCUAAAUCUCUACCAAAUUAAGAAAGAUAAGCCAAAGGCGAGAAAAUUAAACAAAAGCUUCAAAUGUUACAUCACCAAAUAUUCUCCCUUCAGAUCAGAUGCUGGCCUCUCCACAGCUAUACUCUCUUUUGGGGGACAUCCCAUACACCCCAUUUCCCAGAAUCUAAUGACUUUCAUAAGGUUCCUAGAAAGGGCAACAUGACAUUUAAUCUACCAUAAAUCAGACAUUUACUACAAAUUUGCCAUCCAAAAAUCACUCAUGUACUUCAUACAUAAGAAAAUUUUUCACCUAGAUCAUUAUCAGAAAAGUCUCUUGAUGGAAGAGGUUGUACAUUUUAAGGGAGGGUAAUUUCUAUGUGAAGAACUGUGGAAAUAGGAUGGUUCCUAUUUUCAGUUUAAGCCUGAAGAACUCUUGUUCUGAUAUUCUUGGAGCCCCGGAGUGUAUAAGCAGAGGAAUGAGGAAGAUGAGGGUGAGUGGGCACCAGCCUCAGCACUGAGUCACUGCCAAGGGAUGUUGAGGGCUGCAGGUUUCAGACCCCCUGCAUGAAGUCUCUCCUGAGCCUGCAACCAGGAAGGAAGAGAAGAGAAGGCUCCCUUCUGUAGAGUCAAGGAGGAACAAAAGAGGACAGGUCACUGCAUCCUGUACCAAGCCCCCUCCCCCAAAGAUUUCCCAACAUGGGGAAACUACAUUAAAGCUUAAAAAAAAAAACUUGGGAAUCAAGGGUAGACGGUAAACAAACAACCCUGUGCAAAGGGCUCCUUUGUAAGGCAACUCCAGUGACCCAAAUGCUAUGGGCUCUUUUCUGCUUGCACACAUCACACCACCCAUGCAUCAAGCUGCAUCCCAUUCCCCCAAGUUUGGAAUCCAUCUCUUGGUUUCUCAACUAGAUUAUGCACUACCCCAUAGCCGCUUUCUGCCCUGCCCAGAACAUAUGCUGUUCUCCUAGAGCCUCAUGGGAAUGAGGUCUAGCACCAAAUAGGCUGUGGGUAUCAAAGGCAUAAACAAAUUUGGACAAAUCUGUGAUGGUAGUAGUUGAGAACAACCUGUGGAAAAACACACAAGUUUGUUAAGAAAUUGGGUGGUGGGUCCCCAGCUGAUGAAGCACUGGAAUGUCUGUUACUCUCAUAAUCAUCUUGUUUUAAUACCCUAGAGCUACCAAGCAAAAUUUCCGUCCACAUAAGAGGCUCCAGAUACAUCCCCCUCUCCUCAUGUCCUCUUGCUCAGGCCCGAACCAAUUUGUAUCAUGCUUGUUCUCAGAGCAUCACAGAAAGAUGAACGGUGCCUCCAUCGUCAUCCCACUGCCUGUCACCACCCCCCACACCCCUGCACACCCCUCCUCUCCAGGCUCCACGACUUCACAGUCUUACUGUUGUAAAUACUGUUGUACAGUUUGUAAUCAUCAACUAAUCCCGUUGUCAAAGGCCUCGCCUGCUGCGCCUUCUCGCCCUUGAGAAAGGCCAGGGAAUCUAGAAGGGGUAACCUUUCGAGAAGAGCUUCAGGGUCAUCUCUGUGUGAGACGCUAUGUAUAUUCCUGUAAGAUUGCAUUUUUAUCUAAGGAAUGAUGUUAUUUAAAAAACAAACAAAAAAAACACAAAAAACAAGAAUUGCAAAUAAAUUUCUUAAC